GAUCUACUGGGGCUGUUUCUACUUUUUCCCCUGGUUGCGAAUGUGGCGCAGGGAGAGGAGAUAAAAGGUAAAGGAGAAGGAGCAGAGAGAAGCAAGUAUCUCAGUUGAGGAACAUGAAGAAACUCUUCUCACCCACCAGCAUCUUCAUGCUACUGCUGUUACUCCUGAGCCUAGACCCCAGAGCAGCAUUGCUACUGCCACCCAGCACUACCUGUUGUACUCAGCUCUACAGACAGCCACUCCCAAGCAAGAUACUGAGGAAGGUCAUCUGGGUGGAACUGCAGGAAGCUGAUGGGGACUGUCACCUCCAGGCUUUUGUGCUUCACCUGGCUCGACGCAGUGUCUGCAUCCAUCCCCAGAAUCGCAGUCUGGCUCGGUGGUUUGAACGCCAAGGGAAAAGGCUCCAGGGGACUCUGCCAAACCUGAAUCUGGAGCUUCAAGGGGAAAUAGUCUGGAGUGACCAACACCCAAAAUAAUAAAGCAUCACUGAAUAAUAAUCUGAGUAUGAUCUCCA
Molecule: messenger RNA, 514 nt
Organism: Fukomys damarensis (Damara mole-rat)
Lineage: Eukaryota; Metazoa; Chordata; Mammalia; Rodentia; Bathyergidae
Gene: Ccl27
Product: C-C motif chemokine ligand 27
Exons: 4
Coding region: 114-476 (120 amino acids)
Biological process (GO): positive regulation of T cell chemotaxis; immune response
Cellular component (GO): extracellular region
Molecular function (GO): chemokine activity
Source: RefSeq, a predicted model, not a curated record